Carya illinoinensis is the source of this 1224-nucleotide messenger RNA. RefSeq lists its product as uncharacterized. Lineage: Eukaryota; Viridiplantae; Streptophyta; Magnoliopsida; Fagales; Juglandaceae. Bases 128 to 1045 code for a protein of 305 amino acids. The transcript is spliced from 2 exons. The record is from RefSeq and is a predicted model, not a curated record.
UAUCCUUCCUUCCGCGCCGUCGGAUAUCGUCGAAAACGUGACGAAUGCGAGUGAUGCGGAGUAACAGUUGGAGGAUCAAAGAUCCGACACGAAUCAAACAAAGGGAGAUAAAUUAUUCGCGAUCUACAUGAGCUCAGAAGAGGGAGUAAAGGAUAUGGCGACCGACGUUAGAGAAGCCCGAAGAAGGAAGAUCUUGGACCGUGGUUCCGACCGUUUAGCCCUCAUAACGGGUCGGCUCCAACCCCUUCCUUCUUCCUCCCAGGAUGAAAAUGCAACCAGCUUGGGCUCAGACCCGCCGUCCCAAGUGGUGAUUCCCAGUGAUCCAGAUCUCCAACCCCAUGUCUCCAAUCAAACUACUGUUCCACUUCAUGGAGAUGAUGAAGCAUUGGGUUCUUUGCUAAAACGUGAUUCCAUCACUAAUGUGAGUGAGGUUAAUGCUUAUGAUGGCGGAAGCAACAUAACACCUUCCCCACAUCAAUGCGAGACAAGCAUUGAAGCUGUAAGAGCCGCUAGCCCAGAAGUCAGUGGCAAAGAAGUACAUUCACCUAUGGUCUCGCCCGUAGAUCAAAAUUCUUCUGCUUCUACUUUGAGCUUAGAACAACGUUUAGAGCAUCAAACACAGCAACGCAGAUUUUUCACUCCAAAUCAGAUAAGUUCUGCAAUUACAGCAUCAGAGAAUACCCGCCUUCUGUGUUCUGUAACAAUAGCCCUUUUAGUUGUGUUAUCGUAUCAAGGAUUUCCUUUACUAGGCAGCUACAUCAUAAAGACCAUAAUAAGCUUUAGGCCGCUCUAUCUACUUGUGCUGACCAAUGUGACGAUUGUGCUCGCACGACUUCUUUUUGAUAAACAAAAAGGUUUUGAAAGGGCUGCCCAAGAUGAAAAUGAAACUUCUUCACCCAAUGGAUUCGGUUGGGCUGAACAAGUGAGUAGGAGUUUGGAGACAGGUUUGGUGAUGCAGAAGGCUCUUAACGCUGUGUUCGUGGAUUGCAGUGUCUAUGCAAUUGUUGUCAUAUGCGGCCUCUCCCUUGCACAGCUAUUCAGCUAAUCAGCUGGUAAUAUUUUCGUUUGUUUAUCUUCGUCUAUUUUGGUUUAUAUCAUUGUCCGAAUGGGUCCUUGGUGACAUCGGCCAAUCUUUCCCAGAACUAAUUCUCUUUCGUGCAUUAGUUUCAUUUUACGGACUUGCCUUUGCGACUAUAAAUACAUGUCAAGAGAUAUUGGCUGGCA